CGCGUUUCAAAAGUAAACAAGCCCAAAUCACGAUACAAGAAAAACACCUUGCUCAGCGCCAAAAAAAAAACCCAACCACAACCUCUCAUCCCGCCAAAGUCCUACGCGCAAACAUACCUAUACUUCCACAGAGCAAUUUCCACGCAACAAUGGAAACCACUCAUCGCAAAAUCGAACUCCAAUCCCCCCUCGACCUACUCUACCUCUCCAAAAACGCGACAAAAACCGUCUCCGAAAAACUAGACCUCCACUUCCCACCCUCUGCAGCUCCCGCUUCUGCCUCUGACGACCCCCUUCGCACCCGUGUCCAAGAGUUGGUCGACGCAUAUAUCACGACAGUAUUUGAAAAUGCGCGGCCGAAUCUGAGUAUCAAUGGCCUGGAGGGCAAGGAAAUGGAGGAAGCUAGAGUUAUGGCUGAGGGUGAGGGUGAAGAAUUAGAACCCUACGAUACCAAACUCGCGCAAAAGUUACAGAAACUCUCUGCUCAAGUGGAGAAUCUUACACUACAACUCGCAAACUUGCGACGAACGGCUCCAGCACAGGCAGCUGCUGCUUAUGCGACAAAACUAGAAGAUGAGGAAAGAUUAUUCGAAGAUGCGAGAAAAAGAGCAGAGGAAGAGAGGAAUAGACAUUUGCAAGAGGAAGGUGUGAGGUUGGGUGUGGAGAACAUCAGGGAUUGGGAUGAGUGUGAGAGGAAUUGGGAGGUGGCGACGAAGAGGUUGGUGGAUGUCAAAGAGAGUAUUGGGGCUACGAGUGCGAGGUUGGUGCAGGCGAGGGAUGCGGCGGCGUAUUUGGAUCAGGUUGGCAAGUGAGAUGUGUUUUUGCUCGAGAACAACUGCUUUCCCUUGUGGGGGUCUCUCGACUUUCGUAUGUUGGAAUAUGGAGUUUCGGGCUUUUUGGGUGAUACCCCCUUGUUUUAUGAUGGUUCAACAGAGACUUCUUUUAUGGUCAGAGCAUUCUUGUCUUUUGGCAUGUACUUCAGCCUCUCUUCUCCUUGUGCUAGGGUAGACUCAGAUGCAUGAAUACUGCUCACCCACCAAAUCUCACCUCUCAGCAGACUUAUAAUACAGAUCACACGUUCGAU
Molecule: messenger RNA, 1084 nt
Organism: Aureobasidium subglaciale EXF-2481
Lineage: Eukaryota; Fungi; Ascomycota; Dothideomycetes; Dothideales; Saccotheciaceae
Exons: 2
Coding region: 150-812 (220 amino acids)
Biological process (GO): mitotic sister chromatid segregation
Cellular component (GO): kinetochore; MIS12/MIND type complex
Source: RefSeq, a predicted model, not a curated record